AUGUCAAAUAACAAGGAAAGAUAUAAUGGGCAGAAAUAGUAACGCUAAGAACCUAAGGAAUCAUAACCAACUAAUGAAAUUAAAAAAGAAAAAUUCAUUAAUAAAACAAAAAUAAAUGAUUCCCCUUUCGAUUAGAAAAUUGAAGUCAAAUACUUUAAAAAAGCUGUCUCAUAAAAAUCAACCACGAUUAUAGAUAAAUAGAGAAUUGAUUCUCAAAUAAUCUAACCAAAUUAAACAAUGAAGGAAAGUAUGAAAUCAUCAAACUAAUCAAAAUCUGUAUAGAGAUCUGUAAAUAAAAGCAACACUCAUUACUAAGCUAUUCCUAUUACAUAAGAUCAUUUAUUGUCAAAUCGAAUCAUUAAGGAAGAAUAAUCAGAAUCAGAAAUAAAUAAUACAUUUAAUAUUGAAUAGGAACAUUCAAUAAUAAAAUUAAAUGAACAAUAUUAAAGAUAGGCUUCUAAAAAGGCCUUUUUAUAAUUAGAGGAAUUAGAAAAUAAUUAGGAUCAAAUGCAAGAUAAAAAUGAAUAAAUUAAAUUUUUUGAAAAUAGUAAAAUAUAGAGAGAUGAUAAAGAUUAAGAAGAUAAAAAAUAAAAUGAUGAUGAUGAUGAAGAAUUAAAUAAUAGUUAAUAAUUUGAUUUCAAUCCUGAACUUGAAUACUAAUUAAUGAUAGAAUAGAAAAAUUUGAAUCAUUCUAUUGAUUUAAGAGUUUCACACAAUUUUCAAUGGAUUAUAAAAGAAAUUUAUUAUUAUUAAGAUUAGCAUAAAUUAUUAUUUAUUCGAAAAUUAUUAUUUGCUGUUAUUAUUUCAUUAGAAAUUUUAAGCUACAAAUUACUAUAAUCAACAGUUUUUGAUUUGUAUGAAAUGUUCGUUACCGUAGCAAAUAUAGUCUUAUUUUUAAAUAGAUCUUCAUAAGAGUCUAAUAAAAUUAGUGAAUACUAAUACUUAUUUUGUGUAUUAUAUUUUAUUGACGCUAUUAUACAUUUAGCAGGAUAAGGUUUUAAAAAAUACAUCUAAUCAUUUUGGAAUAUAUAUGAUUUGAUAAUUCUCAUUCUUUAUUUAUUAUACAUUCUCUAGAACCAUUAUAUUCCAUUUGAUGUAUCCACAUUUAGAUUAAUAAGAAUACCAAUAUAUGUUGGACGAAUAAGUAAUAAAUUAAAUAUCAUAUUAUUAUCAAUAAAAGAAGCAGUAAAGUAAAUAGUAGAAAAUCUGUUGAUAUUAAUUCUAUUCACAAUAUUGAUAGCAAUAUUCAUGCUAUAUGCUUUUAAUGGAGUAUUAAAAUAUCGAUGUAUGCAUGAAGAACUUGGAAUUUUUUCAUUAAAUCCUUAUGAAAUAGAAGUAUGUGGAUAUAAAGAAUGUAUUAAUGGUUUUGUUUGUGCAAGACAAUUAUAGAGUAUUGAUGUCCCAACUAAUUUUGAUAAUAUUCUUUUUGCUUAUUUCUAAACUAUUCGAACUAGUAUUGUAAAUGAUUGGACAAUAACUAUGUAUAUGCUAAUGAAAUAAUUCAAUCCUUUUGUUUGCAUACUAUAUGUAUUUAUCAUUUUUGCAAUUAAUAAAUUUUAUUUUCAGCUUUUAAUAGCAGUACUAAAAGUCAACUAUCACAAAACUUAAGAAUAUUAUAUAAAUAAUCCAGUAAUACCAGAAUUUUCUGAAAAUUAAAUUAAAAUUACUUUAUCUUCAUUAUUAGAUAAUGAUAUGUGGAAAACUAUUAAAAAUUAAAUAUCCAAUUAUCAAAAUAAAAACUUUAUUUUUGAUAUACAAUCAAAAGGAGAUCAAAAAAACAAGAAAUAAAAGUUUAAAAUCUAAAUAAAUUAAGAACAUAAUAAUGUUAAACUCUUAUCUGCAAGGCAAUAGAUUGAUCUUUAAAACAUUAGAGAAUAAAUUUUUAAAUAAAAUACUCAUGAAUCUUGGAUUAUUCCUUUUUUAAUUCCCAAUCAUUAAUUGCAAUUUUAAAUAUAACAAAUUAUUAAUUAGAAUGAAAAUAAAUUUUAUAAUUUAGAAACUUUCUACACUCUUAAAAGUCUUGAUUAUUUAAGUAUUUAUAAAAAUAUUCGAUAUGAUGAAUCCUAUGAAUUUACAUCUAUUUAAGAUAUUUAAUUGUAAAUUAAUCCAAAAAUGAAAUAAUAAGAUAAAAAAAAAGUUAUAAAAAAAUAACAUCUACAUCAAUAAUAUAUUGUUAUUUAAAAAAUAUAAAAUAACAUAAAAAAUAAUGAAAAACCAAAAUUAAAAUUUCCUUUUAGAAGCAAGAAAAUAAAUAUUGAUAGUGAAGCAGAAUUUUUUGAAAGUUUAGCAAAUUCAAGUAUAGAUGAAAGUAGUUAAGACUCAAAAAGUUCUCCAAAAAAUAAUUAUGAUCAUUUUCAAUCAUAAAAUCUGGGAAACAAUAUUUUUGUAAUACCCUCUUAAUAGGAAAUAAAAAAAAAGAAUUCUUACCUUCAUAAGUAUUAAGGUUAAAAAUUGAUAAAAACGCAUUCCUAAAGUAAAGCAAACAUAAAUCAAAAUUAAUUUAAUCUUAAAUAUAAUGAAGUUGUUGAAAUCUUAAAUGUUGAACUAAAAAAUGAAACUAUAUAAAUACCUAAUAAUGAAGAGGCAUAUGAAGAAUUAAAUAUUUAAUCUUAAGAAGGAGUUUACCUCUCUUAUUGGUCUGGUAAUGAUUUGGUUGAAAAACUAUAAUUUGAAUAUUUGCUUUAAUAUCUAAAUAAAUAAUGGAAAUAUUAUUUUUUAAAGGGAAUACGUUUUUAUCUAAGCAAGAUUUAAUAUUAAUUAUAUUAUUUCAUUACUAAUUAAAUUAUUUAAAUAGUAUUAGAUGGACUAGUUUGUUUAAAUAUUUUGAUUUUAACAUUUUCUGAUUUUUAUGAAUAAAUAAUAGCUGAUUACUUUGAUUUGAUAAUUACAUUACUUUUAUUUUUGGAAACAAUAUUAAAGCUUUUGACAAUUCAUAAUUAUUUGUACAAAUUAACAAAUUUUUUGAGUAUAAUAAUUAUAACAUUUGUUCUAAUAGAAAGAUUAUUUUUUUUUUCACUUUAUCAUUCAGAAGAACCGAAAUUCGAAAUAUUUACAUACAUAAGAAUUUUAAAAUCACUUUUUUUUUUUAGGGUAAUUAAAUAUAAUACAUUUGCAUAAAAUAUGAUGAUGAUAUCAUAUUAAACAUUUCCAAAUUAUGCAGUAAUGGCAUUAUUGCUUUUUUUUUUAAUUUUAAAUUAUGCCAUAUUUUCACUAUAAAUAUUUGAUUUUCCUGAAACAGCUGAAUUAAAAAUGUAUCAUUAUUUUGGAAAUAUUUAUUAAUCAUGGAUAGCUGUCUAUGAUAUAUCAACUGGAGAUGAUUGGUAUGGAGUAGUUAUUCUCAGUACUACUUAUGGAAUAUAUUAUAUAGGUUUCCUAUUUUGCAUUUCUUUAGUAUUUAUUGUUAAUUAUUUUGGUUUUGGAUUAUCUUUUGUGAUUAUUCUGGAUGGCUUUGCAAAUUAUUUAGAUACUGCAAAAGAAACAUAAUAAUAAUAAAAAGAGGAAAAGGAAGAAAGCCUAAUGUUAGAUUUUAAUCAUUAAGGAUCAGAAUUUAAAAAAGAAAGUAAAUAAAAAAAAGAUAAUAACAAUAUAUCUAUGAAAAGUUUACUAGAAACUUUAAUUGAGCCAGAAAAUAAGGAAAAAUAUCAUAACAUUUAAAAUGAAUACUCAUUGUUUAUUAUUUAAAAAAAUAAUUCUUUAAGAAAGUUAUGUUUUCUUAUAACUGAAAUUUAUCCUCUUAAAAUAUUAUUAGGUUUAGUAUUAUGGAGUAGUUUAAUUAAUUUAAUUUUGAUUACUUAUUAUGAUGAAAUAAACACAAAUUUUUGGAAUAGCUUCGAAAUUAUAUAAUGUCUCUUUAAUUUAUUAAUAUUAAUAGAUGCAAUAAUAUAAAUAAUUACAUAUGGAGCUAUUGCAUAAGAUGGAUACUUUAGUAGUAUUUGGGUUAGUAUAGAUUUUGUAUAUGUAGUUAGUUAUUUUUUGUAUUUAGCAUCUAAUCAUACUGCAUUAAAAUGGAUUUUAUAUUUGGGUUAUUUACGUCCACUUAAAGUAACAUCUACUUAUGGAUUUUUUGUUAAUGAAAGAGGGGCUAUUAUGAAAUCAUUUUCUGAUAUCUUAAGAAUAUUCUAUGUUAUUUUGCUUUUUUGGUUUAUCUUUGCUAUUUUUGGAAUGACUAUAUAUAAAGAUAAACUUGGUUAUUGUGAUUCAUAUUUUAAUUAUGGAGUAGGAAGAUCAGAAUGUUAAGGGGAAUGGAAAAUUUACCCUCAUAAUUUUAAUAAUAUUAUUGAAGCUAUGCAAUCAUUAUUUGUUAUCUCUACACUUGAUGGUUGGGGUAUAACUUUUUUUGUUUGUAUUAACAGUGCUUCAGAUAAAACAGGACCAAUAAGAUUUAAUAAUGAAUGGAUUUCUUAUUUAUUUUUUUUUAGUUUUACUUUUAUAGGGGCACUGUUUUUCUUAUAGUUUUUUGCAGGAGUUAUUUUUGUGAACUUUUAAUAAAAUAAAUAGUAAUUGUUGAAUCCAGAUUUAACUCUAGAUUAAGAAUUAUUCUUAAAACUAACUGAAAUUAUUAUGUUGGAAACUCCUAAUUAUUCUAAACCUCCAAAAAAAGGAUUAAGACUAAAAGCCUAAAAACUUUUAGAAAAUUCAACUUAUAGCUUAAUUACAAAACUAAGCUUAAUUUUAAAUUUAUGUAAUAAAAGAUUUAUUAAUUUUAGUUACUUUAAUGCUUUUUUUUGAAUAGGGUAGUGCUGGAUUUUUAAAUAGUUUAAAUUGGCUUAAUCAUUUUUUUAGCUUGAUUUUAUUAAUAGAUUGCACUUUGAAAUUGUUUACUUAUCAUAUUAAAAGAUACUUUGACGAUAUUUGGAGAUAAAUGCAAUUAAUUUUUGUUUUAUUGGCUUUAUUUGAUUUCUACAUUGAUAUUUAAUUUAAUUUUUAUAUGAGAUAUGCUAGAGCAAGCAGAGAUGAUCCAUAUUUUAUAUGGUUAAGAGUUUUUAUAUUAAAUAGAUGUUUAAGAAUGUCUUUAAUUAUUUAAUAAUUCACAAGAAUACGUAAACUAUUAAAUGUCAUCUAUUUCAAUAAAAUGGCAAUCUUGAGAAUUUUAGGAUUAUUUAUAACUGUUUUAUCAUGCUAUUCAUAUAUAGGUUGUGCACUUUUUGGAGAAGCUGAUUCAGGAUCAAUACUAAAUGAUUAAUUAAAUUAUAAUAAUUUUUUUUUUGGUUUACUUGCUAGUUUUAAAUGCACAACAGAAAAUGGAUGGAGAUUUAUUUUUGUAGACUCGUAGAAUUUUAUGAAAGAAAAUUAAAAAUCAUGGAUUUUAGCAUCUAUAUUUUAUUAUAGCUUAAUAUUUAUUGGAGCUAGAGUAUUGAUGAAUUUAAUUGUUUGUGAAUUAGUAUAAGAAUUUGAAAAGUUUUAUGAUACUAGUAGUAGUUGUUUAGAAACUUAUGUAGAAACAAUUGAUAAAUUUCGAACUCUAUGGUGUAAAUAUACUGAAGAAUUUGAAGGCACUAAAAUGUAAACUAAGUACUUAGGAUAAUUCUUAUUAGAUUUAUAAGAACCAUUAGGAGCACAGAAAGGAGAUAACAUAUGGGAUGCAGCAAAAAAAGCAUCAAGUUUUGAAUUAAAAAAAGAUUUUGUAGGUUGUCUUACUUUUAGAAAUCUUUUAUAUGAGGUUUUUAAAUAAGCAUUUAAAGAAAGUAUAUUCAAAAUUACUACAGAGGCUGGAAAAACAAUUAUGAAAGAAAAUGAUAAAAAAAUAAAAUAUAGAUUAUACAAUUAAAGAUCUCAUCAUUUCAGAAGAGAAAGAGUCAAUGAGAAAGUAGAUAUAUAAAGUAAUUUUAAUAUUCUUUAAGAAUAUUUAUAUCUAUAUAUGGCUUUGAAAGCUUGGAAAAGUUUUUCAGAAUACUUUUUUAAUAUUGCAGGAGAAGUUUAAAAUACUAUAGAUUUUACAGAAAGUGAUGUAGAUGCUAAAAUAUCUGAAAUAGAAAGUGAGAAUAGUUAAACUGAUUAAUUAGAUUAUGAAGACUCUAAACAUGUAAUUAAAAGAAGGCCUACAAAAGAACAUUUAAGAAGACCAACAGAUGUUUAUAUUUUACCUUAUUAUGAUGAAAUCUAAUUUAAAGAAAAGAAUUACAAAUCUAUAUUAAAAGCUACUGAUUAAUAAUAGUAAAAAGUUUUUAAAUCUAUCUCUAUUAUUAAAAAAAAGGAGUAGUUAAUUUAAUAUAAAGAAUAUAAUAAAAGAAGAGAUGCUAUAGAUAAACCAAUUGCUUCAAGAAAUAGAUAUCAGUAUGGAUAUCAUGAAAGAGUCACAAGAUAAUAAUUAGAAGAAAAAUCUGAUAAUAGAUUACUUUCAAGAUUUGAUCCUACUAAAAUGCCCAGCUCUUAUAAUAUUACUAAAAUUGCUUCAAAAUUAAAAUGA
Molecule: messenger RNA, 6406 nt
Organism: Paramecium sonneborni
Lineage: Eukaryota; Ciliophora; Oligohymenophorea; Peniculida; Parameciidae
Source: the annotation of a GenBank genome assembly